Messenger RNA from Galdieria sulphuraria, 1231 nucleotides. Its product is annotated as peroxin-3 family protein. Gene Ontology annotation, molecular function: protein-macromolecule adaptor activity. NCBI's taxonomy places the organism in Eukaryota, Rhodophyta, Bangiophyceae, Galdieriales, Galdieriaceae. The record is from RefSeq and is a predicted model, not a curated record. The transcript has 2 exons. Gene Ontology annotation, biological process: protein import into peroxisome membrane. The coding region runs from base 23 to 1180 and encodes 385 amino acids. Gene Ontology annotation, cellular component: peroxisomal membrane.
AGAAAGGUUCUCCCAAUCAACAAUGAUUUCUUUGAAGACAGCUGUAAGUUUCUUUCGGAGUCAUCGGAGAAAGAUAGCGAUAUUUGCUUUACUAGGAACAGCAUUGUAUAGCGCUUAUCGUUUACGUAAAGCCUACAAUAACCUAAGACUGCAGUUGGAUGCGACAAGUAGUGAAAGACUUUCAACCCUUCACAAGAAGUUUGAAACGUGUCAAAGAACCAUCGUAUUGACAACUUAUUCUUUCCUGCCUUUACUGAAAUCCCGUCUAUGGGAACUGACACAAGUGGAGAACACAGUUCGUCAGUUAAAAGCAAGUGAGGCUCAAACAGAGCACAGGAAACAAGACUUAUGGGAAAAACUGAAGAUAGAAACUUUUACUAGAGUAAUUUGUGGUGCUUACGCCCUGUCUCUCUUAUUUGUGGUUGUGACACUUAAAGUUUCUUUACUGGGAAGAUAUUUGACAGAAGAAUUGAGAGUUCCGUUCACUGAGGUUCCUUCUUCAGAGUUGGCGGAGGAUGAGUUGGGCAAACUCUUUCAGGAGUUGCGAAAUUUACAGUCAAAUCUAUCUAUACAUAAAGGAACGCAGCAGGCAUACUUGGAUAUAACUUGCACUUGCUUGGAUAGUUUUUUGGAUAUUCUAGUCGGUAGAGUAAAGACGUCUGUGGAGAAAGUACUUGUACAUACGCGUGUAACACAAACUGUUGACACGGAUUUUUGGAAUUCAGCAGUUGUUGCAAUUCGUGAAGAUAUAGAAACAGUAGUACCGGAUGUAGAGAAUUCGUAUAGUUUUGCUGCUUUUCCUCCACUAAUGGCAGAACAGGAGUUGCGUACUGUGGAGACUGGUACCUUGGAAACCAAGGGGGUCAAUAGAGACUCUCUGAUUGCUCUGUUGAAUGAAACCGCAGACAUUAUUGAAGAAGCUGAUUUUCGUGAGGUGCUCACGGAAGUUGUUGAGAUAGUUUUUGAAAUAUUAAGGAAACAGGUUUCGUCUUUUACUGAGGCAAGCACAAAGAUCACUUCGGCUCAGUUGUUGCCCAAGAUUCAAUCUGUUGUGUCACAAGUUUUCUUAGAUUCCACUUCCAACUCAUAUAUCCACGCUAUUAGUGAACUUGACUGUGUCGAGAACUUUGCAGCUGUAAUUUUUCUUUCAGGAGAAAAAUACGAACCAUCGGAGGGUUGAGGAAUUUUCUACUUUUGAAGUUUUCUGAACAAUAAAAAAAAGUGUCAAGUA